AUUAACUUGAUGACUUCCGCCGGGUCGGUUUGAUCAGGACUGACGCUGCUUCCGUCUGUGCAUCACCUGCUGACUGAGUGCUUCAUCAUGGAGGUCCAAAGAGGCAGCCUGGGCUCAGCUAGGAUGGCGGCCCUGGCUGCAGGCCUGUCUGUUGGGGCCACCAUCGGCUACGUUGUCUAUCGCCACAUCAGCAGCAGCAGGCAGGAGCCUGAAAAGGAGGAGUCUGAAAUGAUUCUUCCUCUAGAGGUCUACAGACACAUUUCUAAAAGCCAGGCUACAUUUUUGGACGUGGUGAGCCAGAGAUCUGGAGCUUGUGUGAGGGUUUUGUCAGAUUUGGAGAAGCCUGGCCAUAAGGCAGUGGUGUGCUUUCAGCUGCAAGGUUCCAAGGAGCAGGUUCUGUUAGCUCGCUGUGUUCUGGAGAAGCUGAUCACAGACUGUGAGCCGAUGGUGGAGGUUUUAGAGGUUCCUCAGACUGCCUUUGGACGUGUUAUAGAAACACCUGGAAAGGACCGGAACGGCAUAGCUAACCUUAACCAGACCUGUGGCCCCAGACCUUCACAUGUAAACACAGCUGGUGUCGUUGGUCUGCAGGAGCAGUGCAUGGAGACCAUUGUGGUUGGAGACAUAGUGGCAGCUCCAUAUCGAGACAACAACAGCUGGAACAGGGCCAAGGUGCUGGGAGUCCUGGGCUCUGGACUGGUGGACCUUUACUAUGUGGACUACGGGGACAACGGGGAGCUUUCUAGGGACCGCCUCCGUUCCCUCAGGAGUGACUUCCUCAGCCUACCGUUCCAAGCUAUUGAGUGCAGCUUAGCAGGGGUGAGACCCAAAGGGGACGUUUGGACUGAAGCAGCCCUGGAUGCGUUUGAACAACUGACCUACUGUGCUAACUGGACCCCUCUUCAGGCCAAACUCUGCAGUUACUCCCACUCAGAUGUCUCGUCUUGGCCCAAUGUCAAGCUGUACGACAACAGCAAAGGAAAGGUUUUGGAUAUUGGUGAGGAGCUCAUUCGACUGGGCCAUGCUGUCAGCUUCCAGGACACUUUGAACGACAAGACAGAGGGGGACAAUCUUGGCUGUCUACAAAGGAUGUUGGAUGACGUAAUAGGAGCAUCUUCAGAGCUCAGUCUGUCCUGUAUCAGUUUGUCAGAAGCUGCUUCGGUCUCUGGCAGCGUGGAUGAUGGCGUAGAAGAUGAUUUGCUCUGAGACCAAUCCCAUCCAUGGAGGAAAUCCUUCUGAAGAAAUGCACAACCUUCCUACCUGUUGACAGAACGAUGACAUCACUGUUCCCGUGUUCCUGUUUUCUAACUAUGCAGUCAUUUGCUUUGGUUCUGGUGGAAUGAAGAGAAAGAUGCAUGUUUACCUUGGAAGAUCGUUCUUUGAUUUGAUGUUACAUUGACUUAUAAAUAAAUCUUUUUCUUUGAAGAGGUUUUAUCUUCUUUAUUUUUACUGCACACUUCAAAAGUAAACUCAAUU
This is a messenger RNA of Cyprinodon variegatus (sheepshead minnow), 1476 nucleotides long. Its product is annotated as tudor and KH domain-containing protein-like. Gene Ontology annotation, biological process: spermatogenesis. The coding region runs from base 88 to 1206 and encodes 372 amino acids. The record is from RefSeq and is a predicted model, not a curated record. NCBI's taxonomy places the organism in Eukaryota, Metazoa, Chordata, Actinopteri, Cyprinodontiformes, Cyprinodontidae. The transcript is spliced from 10 exons.